This is a messenger RNA of Procambarus clarkii (red swamp crayfish), 573 nucleotides long. The record is from RefSeq and is a predicted model, not a curated record. Lineage: Eukaryota; Metazoa; Arthropoda; Malacostraca; Decapoda; Cambaridae.
AUGCAUCUUGUUGCUGCGUGUGCUGUUGCUUCAACUUCUUGUGUAGCCUGUGAUGCUGCAAGCCUCUACACCUGUGAUGCUGCAAGCCUCUACACCUGCGAUGCUGCAAGCCUCUACACCUGCGAUGCUGCAAGCCUCUACACCUGCGAUGCUGCAAGCCUCUACACCUGCGAUGCUGCAAGCCUCUACACCUGCGAUGCUGCAAGCCUCUACACCUGCGAUGCUGCAAGCCUCUACACCUGCGAUGCUGCAAGCCUCUACACCUGCGAUGCUGCAAGCCUCUACACCUGCGAUGCUGCAAGCCUCUACACACCUGAAGCUGCAAGCCUCUACACCUGCGAUGCUGCAAGCCUCUACACCUGCGAUGCUGCAAGCCUCUACACCUGCGAUGCUGCAAGCCUCUACACCUGCGAUGCUGCAAGCCUCUACACCUGUGAUGCUGCAAGCCUCUACACACCUGAAGCUGCAGGCCUAUACACACCUGAAGCUGCAAGCCUGCAGCUUCGACUAUUGCUGCACCUCUUGCUGUUCUUCUUUCCUCAAGUCUUCUGUUGUGUAGUGUGUUCUACUUGA